AUGAAUACCACACUUCUCUCAUAUUUUUGUUGUUUGGUUUCGGUAGUAUUUUAUGGGAGUAACUAUGUUGUUGUUAAAAAGUUUCCAACUGGAGAUGGAAUGUUUUUCCAAUUUACCUUAGCAUUAGGCAUUUUUUUGACUGCUUUAUUCUUAGAAUUUCUUACUAAUCCAACACAUCAAUUUUACCCUUUUGCUAUGUUAGGUGGUAUGAUUUGGGCAACUGGUAAUUUACUUACAGUACCAGUUAUUCAAACAAUUGGAGUAUCAUUAGGUAUUAGUAUUUGGGGUAUUUCUAAUUUAGCAAUAGGAUGGUGUACUGGAACAUUUGGACUAUUUGGUAUUAAUGCACAACCAGUUGAUAAACAAAUAUUAAAUUGCAUUGGUGCAGCAUUGGCUUGUAUUAGUGUUCCAUUUUAUGGUUUUAUUAAAUCUAUGGAACAAAAGAACAUAGAAAAAAUGGAAGAAGUAAAAGAAAAGGAAAAUAAAUUAAAAGAGGAAAUAAUAGGACAAGAAGAAAAGUCUCUCUUAUUAGCAAAUUCUGAACUAAAAGGUGAACAAGCUGUUCAACCAGAAAUAAAUGAUAAAGAACAAAAAGAGAGUCAAAAUGAAGAUACAACCCAACUACAAGAAAUUAAAAGUGAACAACCACAAAUAAUAGUUCAAACCAAAAACACUUCAACAUCAUCAUUAAAAAAAGAAGAAUCAAAAAAAUAUUUUAAUUUCUUUGAUUAUUUAAAUAAAUUAAAUCCAGUUGGUAGAAGAAUAAUUGGAGUAAUUUUAGCUUUAAUCACUGGAUUAUUCUUUGGAUCCAAUUUUACACCACCCCAAUAUCUGAUUGAUAAUAAUUUUGGACCAAAUACACAAUAUUGUUACUUAUUUUCACAUGCAUGUGGUAUUUUUGUUACAGCAUCUAUUUACUUCAUUUGUUAUUCAAUUAUUUCAACAAAUAAACCAACUUUAUAUCCAGAAACUUUCCUUCCUGGAAUAGUGAGUGGUAUUAUAUGGGAAAUUGCACAAAUUUGUUUUAUGUAUUCUAACACUUAUUUACCAUGGAGUGUAACAUUUUCAAUUAAUGCUAGUGGACCAGGAUUAAUUUCAACAUUAUGGGGAAUCUUUGUUUUUGGAGAAAUACGAGGAAUAAAAAAUUACAUUUUAUUUAUAUGUGGAGUGGCAACUCUUAGUUUAGGUAUUGUUUGCGUAGUUCUUUCGAGAUAG
This is a messenger RNA of Entamoeba nuttalli P19, 1215 nucleotides long. RefSeq lists its product as hypothetical. Gene Ontology annotation, cellular component: membrane. The record is from RefSeq and is a predicted model, not a curated record. Gene Ontology annotation, molecular function: carbohydrate transmembrane transporter activity. Gene Ontology annotation, biological process: carbohydrate transmembrane transport. The transcript is spliced from 2 exons. NCBI's taxonomy places the organism in Eukaryota, Evosea, Mastigamoebida, Endamoebidae. The coding region runs from base 1 to 1215 and encodes 404 amino acids.